Acaulospora morrowiae is the source of this 306-nucleotide messenger RNA. The record is from the annotation of a GenBank genome assembly. Lineage: Eukaryota; Fungi; Glomeromycota; Glomeromycetes; Diversisporales; Acaulosporaceae.
AGUUGGAAGUGCCUAUUUUGCAUAAUAGUAUUGAAGGAUUAGCACGUCCAGAUAAGGUAGAGGCGAAUGAUUAUGAGAGCGGAGAUGUCUUCGAUGAUCCUGCUAUCUAUCUGGCUGCUCUGGAAGAAGUGUCAAUGUGGGAAGAGGGAGAGCUCACCAUCGAAGAACCGAAGGUGGAUCUAGACAAUCUGUCGAAGGAAGAGAGGAGAGAGAUAGUGAAACUUUUCGAAACAAAAAAUGAACUAUUUACUAGAAAACUAGACAAACUUACUCAGACCAACAUGAUUCAGCACGAGAUCGAUACUG